This is a messenger RNA of Lathyrus oleraceus (garden pea), 1466 nucleotides long. RefSeq lists its product as uncharacterized. The coding region runs from base 252 to 899 and encodes 215 amino acids. The transcript is spliced from 6 exons. Lineage: Eukaryota; Viridiplantae; Streptophyta; Magnoliopsida; Fabales; Fabaceae. The record is from RefSeq and is a predicted model, not a curated record.
CGCUUAGGUGGACCUUUUCUAUUCCCGCCCCCAGUACCACGUAAUGAAAAAAAAACUCUCUUUGUCAUGGCGAAUUCGAUUAACGGUAUCUCAUGCAGAGUAAAAAAGAAAGCAAAUUCCGCCGAUUAUUCAAAAGAAGAAAGCAUAGAAACGUGUUGUAUUUUGGUGAAAAACACAGAGAUAGAUCCGUGUUUGGAUUGUGGAGUAAUCGUUUACUGGAAUUAUCAUUGAAAGUGUUUUUUUUCUUCUAAAUGAAGGAAGAUGAAGGUGAUGAUAGGAAAAUCAACGAUGAUAAAUUUGUUCAAGAUAUCAAACUUUGGGGAGUUUUCCUCUUCGGAUUAAUCGGCGCUACCGCCACCACCUUCGCCCUGUCCAGGUCUUUGAAAGGAGGGAAUGUCGGUUCUUUUCGAACAACUUUUCAAGAAGAAGCAUGGAAGAGGUACAAUAAGCGACUGCAAGAGGAGUAUGAGGAAGAGAUGGAGAGAGUGGAAAGAAUAAGGCGUAUGCAAGAUGUGUUUAAUAGAGAAAGGAAUAAGUAUAGACGAAAUCCCGAGAACUGGAAGGAAAAUGGUUCUGGUACAUAUCAUCAGAAUUUCCAAAGAGAUGAUUGGUAUUGGAAGGCUGAACAAACCUUCAGAGACCAGUGGAAAAAUUACCCAAGGGACAAUGGAAGCAUAAAUUAUUCAUUAUUAUCACACCACUACUCAGUUUUGGGUCUCGACAGGUCUAGAACGACACCAUAUACAGAUGCUGAAAUUAAGACAGCAUUUAGGACCAAGGCAAAGCAGUUUCAUCCUGACCAGAACCAAGAGGAUAGAGUGGCUGCUGAGGCUAAGUUCAAAGAAGUUAUGAGUUCAUACGAGGCCAUACAACAAGAAAGAAAGAAUCAUAGUCUGUAAUUGCAACCCUGCCUGAUAAUCAUGGGAACUUGAAGGAUGCAACAUAUUUAAAAUAAUGAUAAUUUUGGGGUCGUGUCUAAAGUUAACCCUGAUCAUGGUGAGUCUUCGGAGUUCAACUCACUUAAAUUUGUAUCACAAAAAAAAGGUUGAUGUAGUUCAGGACUGCUAUGCCGUAACCCAAGGAGAACCUUAAUUUUGGGAAAUUAUUACAUAAUAGCGGUGUUGUAUUACAAUGAGGUUAGUCGCUGGUCGUUGGUCGCCGGUCACAAUGCUGUAAACCAAUGUGGCUGCAAUCUAAGACUUUGCUAAAUUAAAGAAAAAUCAUAAUAGCAAGGGUAAGUCGCCGGUUGCAGCUACAAUUAACAUCACUAAUAAAAUUUAAGGUUUAAACAUACACUCGUUUGAAAAUUUAAUAGUUUUUGUACUAGUUAGGAAAGCUGCAUGUGCUGGUGAGAAUAGCACAAUGAGGAAAUCCGUUUUUGUAAGGAAUUCAAUUGAGCAUGAGUUAUGUUGUAAUUAUUAUUACUGAGUACAAUCUUAAUGUAUGUAGGAUUACUUCUUUUUUUC